GAAUGACACUAAAAUGGCGGCCAAGGGAGGUAAUAAUUGCUAUGAGAACAGCAUCAAUAAUUUAUUGCUGUUAAAUUAACGUUUAAUUUCUUCAACAGGACCCGGUCUGGUGUUUGUUGUGUUUCCAACAGCAUUUAGUAUGAUGCCUGUACCACAUCUUUGGGCAGUACUGCUUUUCCUAAUGCUGAUCACCGCAGUCUUUGACAGCAUUUUUGGAAUGAUAGAGACUGUUACCAGCUGUAUUAUAGACCAAUUUCCACGUCAGUUACUGAAAAGGCGCGUUCUUGUCAACAUUAUUACUGGAUUAUUUUUCUUUCUCACAGGACUUCCGCUCACAAUGAAUGGUGGAAUUUACCUUUUUCAGUUAGGUGACUGGUAUUUCGCCCUCUUUGCUUUAUUGUUUGGUGCUUUAUUUGAAUGCAUAUCAAUUUGUUGGAUAUAUGGUACUGAUAGGUUUGCCCGGGAUAUAUAUUUUAUGACGGGGAGAAACGUUUCUGUCGUGCUUCGGGUUUUAUGGACCAUUACAAUACCUUUAUUUGUUACGAUUGCCUUCUUAGCGUUGCUAACGCAGUAUUCUGCUCCGGCUUAUGGCGAUGGGUAUAAAUAUAGCAAAGAGGCCAUUGCCUGUGGUAUUUUUGUCGGUAUGCUACCUGUUAUGGCAAUGGUCGCUGCAGGAAUCGUCGCUGUAGCUUACCGAGAUGGUUCAUUGUUACAGCGUUUGGCAGCAAGUCUGAAACCUAGUGCUAAUUGGGGACCGUAUGAGGAAGAUACUCGGGACAGAUACCGUAUGAAACCGUAUAUUUACCCAUCCACAUGGUGGCAAAAAUUCAAAGAAAAUAUCACAGGAAGAAAUGAUGAUUUUUCAGUGUGAGAAGGCCAAUUUACGUGUCUUUAUCUAUAUAAUAGUCGUGAAAUCGCCUUUGACUAUUGAGUGGCGAAGACAAGAAGACACGUAAUGGCAGAAAUCUGCCAUAUAGAGAAUAACAUGCUACUGUUUUUUUUGAUAUCAAUUUUGUCAGGCGAGGCUGAUAUGGGCUAGAAAAGGCGAGGCUUGCCGAGCCCUUUCUGCCCAUAUCAGCCGAUACUGAUAAAAUUGAUAUCAAAAGACAGUAGCAUGUUUUUCUAUUCAUCAUGUAACAUAUAAAACUGUCAAAAUUACAAAAUAGUCUACUUUUAAAUAGCGAAUUUCGUAAAAAAGGGGAUUUUUGUUCAAAGAAAUAAUUCUUGAAAACAAAUUCAUCCGCCCCUGAAACUUAGAAAAAAUCAGCAGGCGAACAAAGAAAAUGAAAUUUUACGAUCGUUGGUGUUUAAGUGGCAUAAGAAAUGUAGUGAUGGACAUUACUGUGAGAAGCAGUUACGGUCAUUGAAUCGGUAACGAGUGUGUUAUAUGACGUUGACGUCAAUUACUUUUCAGAGUGCGUUGCUGUACCGAUAUGUGUUUAUGUAAAAUAAAAUAUUGUUGUAAUACAAGAAGCUACUAAC
Ruditapes philippinarum (Manila clam) is the source of this 1482-nucleotide messenger RNA. Its product is annotated as sodium-dependent proline transporter-like. Bases 140 to 871 code for a protein of 243 amino acids. The transcript has 6 exons. Gene Ontology annotation, biological process: sodium ion transmembrane transport. The record is from RefSeq and is a predicted model, not a curated record. Gene Ontology annotation, cellular component: membrane. Lineage: Eukaryota; Metazoa; Mollusca; Bivalvia; Venerida; Veneridae.